Molecule: messenger RNA, 354 nt
Organism: Trichoderma asperellum CBS 433.97
Lineage: Eukaryota; Fungi; Ascomycota; Sordariomycetes; Hypocreales; Hypocreaceae
Source: RefSeq, a predicted model, not a curated record
AUGUCCACCGACGGACUCUGGCCCGUUCUCUUCCUCAUUACUAUAUCUGCCUGUAUCGGCAUUCUUGCGUGCCUCACAUUCACAGUCUUUAGCAUCAUUUUUGAGCGUCAGGCUGUAGAUGGAGAGACUCAGCGUCGUCACGUUGUCGAAGACGAUUCUCCAGUGGAGAGUUACUGCACACUUGAAAGAUCUUUCAAUGGGCCUUUUGACGAUAAUGCCUCGGUCAAUGGACAAAGGAGGGCUUCCAUCACGCCAAAAAAGUCUCUGAAGCAACAGAAAGGAAAGAGAUUACAAGCGGCCACUGUGAGGCGAGAUUUUCGUUUAAGCCAAUCAGGUAAGCAAGUAAAACGCUAG